Macadamia integrifolia is the source of this 1777-nucleotide messenger RNA. Its product is annotated as protein LEAD-SENSITIVE 1-like. The coding region runs from base 1020 to 1670 and encodes 216 amino acids. The record is from RefSeq and is a predicted model, not a curated record. Lineage: Eukaryota; Viridiplantae; Streptophyta; Magnoliopsida; Proteales; Proteaceae. The transcript has a single exon.
AGAGACGAUUUAAACUAAAACUGUUACUAUUAGAUUUGAAUCAAUCUUUACCUAAGAUUGUAUGUGUAAGGCGAUAGAAUCCCUUAUGGGUCUCUCGCUGCCCAUCCUGUCGUCGUUCUCUCCUUCUCCAAGCUGCCCAUUUUGUGUUCGAAGGAAUUUGUCUGAGAGAGAUGGAGAGAGAUUAGAGUUUCGAUUUCGCUUGGGAAGCAUAGAGAGGCCUUCAUCUCUGAAAAAAUAUAAAUUUUUUCACUCUCUGUGGGCUACAAGGUAAGGCAACCAGGUGAUCAUCCUAGGCAUGUGUAUCUAAAGUAGUCCAAGAAAAGGUUAAUAAUCCAUAUAACAACUCAAAAUGCUUUGAAGCGUUGGAUGCUCCUGCAUAACAUAGCCAUGCACCAUUUUUGGAUCAUGGGGGCUGUAUUACAUUCAUUGCUGCGCCUGCAAAUUAAAGUUUUGCGUGAUGUUAUCGGUUGGGAGUGAGAUGAGAAACAAAUGGAAUUCGUUCGUUUAGCAGACUAGUGGGCAAUUCCAAACCAUAAAUGAUGUUCUUGGUUUGAUUAUCCUUGUGUAUACAGGAUACUACAGUCAAAACAGGAUUAAACCCCAUUCUGGUGAAUGGUCAUGGUUGGUUCUAAGAAUUUAUGGUGGUAAAAGUCGAUAUUUUGAAUUUAAAAAACUAAAACAGUAAAAUUCUGAUUGAUGUUUUGUGGCAGGAAGCUUGUUCUUUUUGGCUUCAGAAUCUUGUAAUUCCUGACUUCUCAGUUUUCAUGAGAUGGUUUACUGCUAGAUCCAUGGAGCUAUAGCAUGACUGCAUGAGUGUUUGUGCACUCUUAUUCUUGAAAUGGAUAACGAGUAUCGUAUUUUUUAACCUCCCUUUAUUGUUUCAUCCUUUGCAUGCUUUUCUAAUUCACUGUUAUCCUUGGGUCCUUAUGCUUAGAAUAUACAGUGGUGCAUGAUAGAUAUCAUAUUCCUCUGUUGUUCUCUAUUAUAUUGAGGCUUAGACAAUAUCCUAGUUUAUCCUUAUGGAUGCAGGCAUCUAUGUUGGAAAUGAUAAGGUAAUCCAUUUCACCAGAGGACAAGGUCAAGAAGUCGGGACUGGAACUGUGCUGGAUGCGCUUCUAUUAAGCUCCUUACCAGCCCGAUAUCAGCUCUGCUCCACCUGCUUCACUUGCCCACAACUAGCAGAAGGUGAUGGAGUCGUCUCUUCCUGUCUAGAUUGUUUUCUCGCUGGUGGGGUCCUGUACCAUUUCGAGUAUGGUGUCAAUCCUGUUCUCUUUCUAGCAAAAGCACGGGGUGGAACAUGCACCACUGCUGUCUCAGACCCAGAUGAUAUUGUAGUCGACCGAGCAACCUACCUGCUUAACAAUGGCUUUCGGAGUUAUAAUGUUUUCGAGAGCAACUGUGAAGAUUUUGCAAUUUACUGUAAGACCAGUCUGCUUGUUGUUGAACAAGGAGCAAUUGGCCAUAGUGGUCAAGCAACAUCAAUAAUAGGUGGGUCUGUCUCUGCCAUCUUGGCAACACCAUUGUGCCUUCUUACCACCAAUGUGUAUGGGAUAGUAGCAACAGGGAUUGGGCUCUACUGUCGAAUCCGGUAUGCUACAGAUAUUGGCAUGAGGAAGGAAGUGGAGAAGGUAGCAGUGGAAGAUCUCAGUAAGUUUCUACCAAGAAAAUAAGAUCUCAGCAAGUGAGACUUGAUUUUCAUGAACAAUGUAUGUGAUACUGGGCUUGUUCCAUGGGUGGUCUUUGAUCAAUAAAUUGUUGGAAGCUGUGGUUCCCAACA